Molecule: messenger RNA, 1899 nt
Organism: Brassica oleracea var. oleracea
Lineage: Eukaryota; Viridiplantae; Streptophyta; Magnoliopsida; Brassicales; Brassicaceae
Product: pentatricopeptide repeat-containing protein At3g42630
Exons: 2
Coding region: 99-1373 (424 amino acids)
Molecular function (GO): protein binding
Source: RefSeq, a predicted model, not a curated record
UACUAUUUUGCACUGACUUUGAUUAAACCUUCUCUUUAGGCUGGUGUCUUUGUUUGCGUAACCGGACGCCUUGAAUCUUCAUAUCGGAGACGAUAACAAUGGCGUCGCUUCUUACGACGGGGCUUAUACAAUCUCAUCAUCUCUCUUCGAGAACCCAUCGAGUCAAGCUCUUAUCUUGCUCCACAGAUUUGCCCACUCCGCCAAUCACUUGGAAGUUGAUCAAGGAAUCAAAGCUUUCUAGAGAUUCCAGUCGAAAGAUCAAAGUCGUAGACUAUGCUCCACUCAUCGAAAGCUUAAACCGAAGAAGAUUGCCUGAUGAAGCUCAUGAGAUUUUCAUCCAAAUGAAAUCAGACAACUUGCUGCCUAACUACAGAACACUCUCCGCUCUUAUGCUCUGCUUUGCUCAAAACGGUUCUGUCCUUCGAUCGCGUGCCAUCUGGGAGGAGAUUCUAAACAGCUCUUUCGUCCCUGAUCUCCUUGUCAUCUCAAAGCUCAUGUCUGCUUACGAGCAGAUUGGUUGUUUUAGUGAAAUUUUCAAAAUCACCAGGGACAUAAGUGCAAGACAUCCUAAGCUGCUUCCCGUCGUAUCCUCACUUGCUAUUUGCUGUUUUGGAAAGAACGGUCAGUUGGAAUUGAUGGAGGAUGCUAUAGAUGAAUUGGAUUCAAAUGAGAUCUCCUUAGACUCCGCCACUGCUAACGCAGUUGUCAGAUACUAUAGCGUUUUUGGUACUCUAGAGAAGAUGGAGCAGGCUUAUAGCCGGCUUAAGAAGUCUGGUGUUGUGAUAGAGGAAGGAGAGAUAAGAGCUGUGUUGUUAGCAUACUUAAAACAAAGGAAGUUUUAUCGGCUUCGUGAGUUUUGUUCAGACGUUGGUCUUGGUAGGAGAGACCUGGGGAAUAUGUUAUGGAACUCUGUGUUACUGUCGUAUGCAGCUGACUUUAAGAUGAAAAGCUUGCAGAGAGAGUUCAUUGAGAUGCGUGGCGCUGGUGUCUCUCCUGACCUUACCACAUUUAACAUCCGUGCUCUUGCGUUUUCUAGGUUGGCUCUUUUCUGGGAUCUGCAUCUUACGCUUGAACAUAUGAGAGUUUUUGACAUUGUUCCGGAUCUGGUGACUUUUGGAUGUGUGGUCGAUGCGUACAUGGAUAAGAGGCUAGCGAGGAAUUUGGAAUUUGUAUACAACCGAAUGAACCUGGACGACUAUCCUGUUGUUUUAACUGAUCCACUUGUCUUUGAAGUACUGGGGAAAGGAGAUUUCCAUCUUAGCUCAGAAGCUGUUUUGGAGUUUGGUCAACGGAGAAACUGGACGUAUAGAAAGCUAAUUGGAGUUUAUCUCAAAAAGAAGUUGCGAAGAGACCAGAUUUUCUGGAAUUACUAGCCACCUGACGUGCCACCUCUUUGCCGCAGCGUGAUAAACUUAUCAGAUGCUUAAAACACUGAGGUUAGAGAGUGAUUGUGCAACUAGAUUUUGUUAAAUGGUGUUGUAUAUGCAGUGUGUUUUAUUUAUAUUUUUGUUUGGUGUGGACAGUUAGUUUAGCAUGUCUGUGAAGCCACACUUAUUGGUUACAAAGCUAUCCUUGUUGCAAUAUAUUAUUGUGUUUCCGACACCCUGAUAGGUAAUUCGAAGAGGCCAAAUGAACUGCUGAUAUGGACAAGAAAUAAAGAGAUAGACUCUGGUGGACUUGGAAGGUUUUCGGUUGAAGAAGAAUCACGACGAAGGCCUAGAUAUAAAUAGAGUUCUUCUUCAUUUGUUCUUCAUGCUUUGAAUGUUGUUGUAGAAAGACCCUAUGAGUCUUCUCUCUCAGUCGCCAUGAGAAUGAUGAUUCAUGUUAUGUUCGCCAUGAGAGUGUAGCUUCGAAGCUGUAUCGUUUUCUUAUUGAAUUGCUAGUUCCGUGAGUUAGAGA